AUGAAGGAGCUGGCGAGGCUACGGCGCGACGUCGAGGCUGCGCGGCGCACGUGCGUCGCCAGCGCCACCACCGCCGCUACCCAGCUCGCGCCGGAGACCACCGGCCCCACGGCGGGGCAGGGUCCGCUGGACUCGCGGCUCUUGCUGGCAGACAGCUUGAGCCUUUCCACCAAGAUCGAGAUGAUGGAGGGCCACCUCUUUUACCACGUCGCCCGGUCAAGCUCUGCGCCGACGGCGGCUGCGCAAGAGGCGGCGAGCGCGCCGUCGCCGGCCCCCAAAGCGGCGGUGGUGGAGGCGGAGGGGGUGGUCGACGUUGCGGUGGAUGAGUCGGACCUCAUGACCUGGACCGUCCAGAUGGCAAUGCCUCGGGACUCGCCUCUCGGCGCAGACCUCGCCUCCUACGCCGCGGCCGUCAGGGGGGGCGGCGGUAGCCUCGCCGCCACCGCCCCCCUCGCCGCCACCGACGCGCCCGCCACCGUGACGCUCGAGGUCGAGAUGCCGCCCAACUUCCCCGCGGCGCCGCCCUUUGUGCGGGUGGUCGCGCCGCGCUUCGCCUUCCACACGGGCCACGUCACUGUCGGCGGCUCGGUCUGCACGGAGCUGCUCACAUCGGCGGGGUGGCGCCCCGAGUACACCCUGCGCAGCGUGCUCGUGCAGGUGCGCGCCGCGAUGAUUGCGGGUGGCGGUCGGCUGGACCCGCGCCGGCCGCAGGUGCCAUACUCGAAGGACGAGGCGCGGCGGGCCUUUUGGCGGGUGGCGCAGCAGCACGGCUGGGAGCGGCCCGGCUCAGGGCAUUGA
Emiliania huxleyi CCMP1516 is the source of this 798-nucleotide messenger RNA. RefSeq lists its product as hypothetical. Lineage: Eukaryota; Haptophyta; Isochrysidales; Noelaerhabdaceae. The record is from RefSeq and is a predicted model, not a curated record. The coding region runs from base 1 to 798 and encodes 265 amino acids. The transcript has 2 exons.